Messenger RNA from Acromyrmex echinatior (Panamanian leafcutter ant), 1178 nucleotides. RefSeq lists its product as uncharacterized. NCBI's taxonomy places the organism in Eukaryota, Metazoa, Arthropoda, Insecta, Hymenoptera, Formicidae. The record is from RefSeq and is a predicted model, not a curated record.
AAGAUCAUCACAGAAGAUCAUCACAGAAGAUCAUCGUGGGACCUUGUUGCAGAAGAGGAUCACAUCACGGGAUUCUGUCGCAGAAGAGGAUCAUCACCGAAUUUCGUUAUACAGGAUCAUUGUAGAAUUCCAUUGCAGAAGAGAAUCAUCGUGAAAAAUCAUCACAGAACUUUAUCACAAAAAGGAUCAUCGCGGAAUUUCAUCACAGAAGAUCAUCGUGGGAUUUUGAAGCAGAAGACGAUCACAUCACGGGAUUCUGUCGCGGAAGAGGAUCAUCACGGGAUUUCGUCAUACAGGAUCAUUGUAUAAUUCCAUUGCAGAAGAGAAUCAUCGUGAAAAAUCAUCACAGAACUUUAUCACAAAAAGGAUCAUCGCGGAAUUUCAUCACAGAAGAUCAUCGUGGGAUUUUGAAGCAGAAGACGAUCACAUCACGGGAUUCUGUCGCGGAAGAGGAUCAUCACGGGAUUUCGUCAUACAGGAUCAUUGUAUAAUUCCAUUGCAGAAGAGAAUCAUCGUGAAAAGUCAUCAUAAAAGAAUCAUCGCGGGAUUUCAUCGCAGAUCAUCGUGGGAUCUUGAAGCAGAAGACGAUCACAUUAUGGGAUUCUGUCGCAGAAGAGGAUCAUCACCGAAUUUCGUUAUACAAGAUCAUCGUAGAAUUCUAUUGCAGAAGAGGACCAUCGUGAAAGAUCAUCACAGAACUUUAUCACAAAAAGGAUCAUCGCGGAAUUUCAUCACAGAAGAUCAUCGUGGGACCUUGUUGCAGAAGAGGAUUACAUCAUGGGAUUUUAUCACAAGAGGAUCACGAGAUUUCAUCAUACAAGACCAUAGAAUUCUAUUGCAGAAGAGGACCAUCGUGAAAGAUCAUCACAGAACUUUAUCACAAAAAGGAUCAUCGCUGAAUUUCAUCACAGAAGAUCAUCGUGGGACCUUGUUGCAGAAGAGGAUUACAUCACGAGAUUCUGUCGCAGAAGAGGAUCAUCACGGGAUUUCAUCGCAGAUCGUCGUGGGAUCUUGAAGCAGAAGACGAUCACAUCACGGAAUUCUGUCGCGGAAGAGGAUCAUCACCGAAUUUCGUUAUACAAGAUCAUCGUAGAAUUCUAUUGCAGAAGAGGACCAUCGUGAAAGAUCAUCAUAGAACUUUAUCAUAAAAAGAAUCAUUGCGGAAUUUCAUCACAGAA